CAAAACGGCAAAACCUUAAAUAGGAAAAGAAGAACCUAUGUCAGAUUGUAAGUCUUUUACGUACUGAGUAAAUGAGAUACCUCAUUUUUCAAAUUGUAUGAUUUGUUUCUACGAUUAUGGAGAAAAUAUUGAUAAUUUCAUGUAAUUGUGAUGCGACUGAAAAAUUAUCAUGCCAGUGAAAGGUAGAAUCCUUCCUCCAUGGGUAGAAUUAUCUAUUUGCAGUUUACGAUCAAAUAUAAUACCACAUCUUAAAAGAGAAGAUGAAAAUGUGUCAAAUGCCAAACGUCAAUUGUGUCACAUGUCACGAAAAUCGGCACUCGACAUUUUUAGAUUUUUUGAUUUCAAUUUUCACAAAUUAUUCGCUAAACGAGAUUAAUUUAUUCGAAUUCGUUCUUUUAAAAUACCCUUCGUUACGUUUAUAUUAAAAUUUCCACAUCCAGUGUUCGCAUUUUCCAGUUAUUCCACAAUUUACAUAACCUAACCUUAUAUAAAUUACUUUUUUAACAAAUAAAAAUGUCCGCUGCGCAAGUUUUUAACAGAAUCGGUCAAGUCGGUUUGGGAAUCGCCCUUGUUGGUGGCGUGGUAAACUCAGCUCUAUAUAAUGUUGAUGGGGGUCACAGGGCAGUUAUUUUCGACAGAUUCGCUGGUAUUAAGAAAGCUGUAAUAGGCGAAGGAACGCAUUUCUUCAUCCCAUGGGUGCAAAGACCUAUCAUUUUCGAUGUAAGAUCGCGUCCCAGGAAUAUCCCUGUCGUUACCGGAAGUAAAGAUCUUCAAAACGUAAACAUCACACUCCGUAUUCUCUUCAGACCGAUUCCAGAUCAAUUACCGAAGAUUUACACGAUUCUAGGUCAAGAUUAUGAAGAAAGAGUGCUACCAUCUAUUACUACAGAAGUCUUGAAGGCUGUUGUAGCCCAAUUUGAUGCUGGUGAACUGAUUACUCAGCGUGAUUUGGUUUCUCAGAAGGUGUCUGAGACACUAACUGAAAGAGCUGCUCAAUUUGGUGUCAUCUUGGAUGAUAUUUCACUGACACAUCUUACUUUUGGAAGAGAGUUUACUCAGGCUGUAGAAUUGAAGCAGGUGGCUCAACAGGAGGCCGAAAAAGCUAGAUUUUUGGUAGAAAAAGCAGAACAAACCAAAAAAGCAACUGUAAUCUCGGCCGAGGGUGACGCACAAGCCGCCAUAUUGCUAGCCAAAGCAUUUGGAGAUGCAGGUGAAGGUUUGGUGGAGUUGAGACGUAUUGAAGCAGCUGAAGACAUUGCCUACCAGCUAUCGAGGUCUAGGCAGGUUUCCUAUUUGCCCGGUGGACAAAAUUUACUUCUGAAUGUGCCAACACCAGGAAAUUAGACAUAGAAAUGGGUUAGGAAGCAGUGGCGUGCAAUGGAUUUUUUCUCCUAAUUAUUUUCAAUUAUAUUUUCCUGAGACAGCCAGUAAUUUGAAAUUUUAGUAGACUGAAAGUAGAAAAAAUCGAUUUGGGAGACAAAUUUGAAAAUAAUUGGUUUUAAAAAUUUAGUCAGGGGGACAGCCUGUUGUUUUAUUUGGCUGAAAGGAGUUCUUGUGUAAGACCUCUUACAGUUUUGUCAUAUAUAGCUUAAUAUGUCUUAUUAUUAUUUUUUAUAAGAUUAGAUCUACGGAUUUGUUAAUAAAUUGUUGAAAAAUUGGUU
Molecule: messenger RNA, 1661 nt
Organism: Psylliodes chrysocephalus
Lineage: Eukaryota; Metazoa; Arthropoda; Insecta; Coleoptera; Chrysomelidae
Source: the annotation of a GenBank genome assembly